AUGAACGUCUGGAGCUGUUUCUCAGCUCGUAUCGUGUUAUGGAUGUUAAUUAAUGUGACAACUACAAGGCAAUUGAAGUUACCACCUAAUGGUGCUUGGAACCAAAUUGGUACGACAGUUGCGGGAGAUAGAAAAGGAAACGCAGGAUCAAAUCUCAGUCAACUUAAUGAGCCUGUCGACAUAUAUAUCACCAACAACGACAUUCUUUAUAUUGGGGAUUCAUACAAUCAUCGAAUUCUUGUUGUUCAUCUCAACUCUUCGACCAACAACUCCGCUAUCGGCUCUGGGCCAGGUCCGAAUUUCAAUCAACUCAAUGGGCCACGCGGCGUUUUUGUUUUCAAUGCAUCUCUCUAUGUUCUUGAUACCAGCAAUUACCGAGUACAAAAGAUGACACUCGAUGGUUCUAAUGCCACUACAGUGGCUCAUAUACCUCGACUAGGCACGGCACCAGGCGAUCCACUCUAUCUCUACGUGACUGAUGAAGGCCACAUAUAUGUAAGUGAAAGAUUGGGACAUUGUAUCUGGUUAUUUUUUCCAAACUCAACUACUGGUCACAUCAUUGCUGGAAAAACUAGACAAAAGGGAUCCAAUAACGAUCAAUUCGACGAACCCUAUGGCAUCUUUGUCAACGACGUGGGCACCAUGUACAUUGCAGAUCGUAAGAACAAUCGAAUCAUGAAGUGGUCGACCGGAGAUUCGUAUGGUGUUCGUGUGGCUGGUGAUGGUAAAAUCGGUGAUACACCAAAACAACUCAACGAGCCCACCCAAGUGAUUGUUGAUACCAACGAAUACAUGUAUAUUACAGAAGCGGGUUAUCGAGCGCGUGUCGUUCGAUGGCUCGUCGGAUCAACCUGGGGUGUAUGCAUUGUUGCUUGCACAAGAAGUUCUGGAAUUGAAGCAACUCAACUAAAUCGACCACAUUCGUUGGCAUUUGAUAGACACGGGUCACUGUAUGUCACCGAUUGGGCUAAUCACCGAGUGCAAAAGUUCCAGAUUCUCGACUAUUCUCUAUCAUUCAACCAGCCAGUCAUUCCUCCGAACUCAACAUGGAGUGUAUGUGGUAUUACUUUUGCUAAUCAAAUCAGCAUUGGCUCGAGACCUCGUGGUAUUUUUAUUGAUCAUCGUGACACUGUGUAUAUCGCUGAUCAUACCCAUCGACGAGUUCUUGCAUGGUCAGAGAAAAAUAACAAUCAUCAUCAGAUAUCCACCCGCGAGUUAUUCGACCGUACAGCUCUGUUUGUUACAGUGAAUGGCGAUAUUUACGUUGAGAAUGGUGACCAAGAAGGUCGAAUUGAGAAGUGGAGAAUAGGUGCAACGAGUGGUGAACCCGUCGAAACAUUUCCUGGAAACUGCUUCGGGCUCUUCAUCGACAUUAGAAAUCAUCUUUAUUGUUCGAUUCGUGAGAAGCAUCAAGUGGUGAAAAUCAUGCUCGACAGCAACAACAAGUCGUUCGCGGUAGUGGCCGGAACGAGGAAUUCGUCUGGCUCUGGCUCUGACAAACUAAAUCGUCCUUGUGGAGUAUUUGUCGAUGUUUAUUUCAGUCUCUAUGUAGCUGACUCGGGCAAUAAUAGAAUUCAGGUUUUCCUGUCGGGAGAAUCAAAUGGAAUCACAGUUGCUGGCGGAGGUGUUCCUAAUGGCUUAGAACUACAAUAUCCAAGUGGUGUGAUACUGGACGCAAGUAACAUGUUAUACGUUGCAGAUAAUCAACAUCAUCGUGUUGUUCGAGUCGGAAGCAAUUCAUUCCGAUGUCUGUUUGGUUGCACGGAGAAAAGUGGAUCGGCGUCAAGUCAGCUGUAUUACUCAUAUUCUGUUGGUUUCGACAGUCACGGGCACUUGUAUGUGGCUGAUGAAUGGAAUGAUCGUAUUCAAAAAUUCAAUAUAGACAUCGAUUCUUGUGAUUGCAUGGAUCAUUUAGAAAUUCAAACUUCAACUAAUGCGGUAUUAACUACCGAGCAAACGACAAUGCAGUCGUGGUCGACUGAAAAUCCAUCUUCGUCAACCCCAUCAGUGUCAUUACAAGGGCUUGUGAGCCAUGCUAAAUUGAAAUUUCGUCAACAACCACAAGCACCUCAACCCUCACAAAUAUAUUUUGUUCCAACGUCAUGUUCUAAUGGAACGAAUAUUGGCAUGACCUGUAAUACUCCCGGCACUCUGUGCGACUUGUGGAGUCCAUGUCGAAACAAUGGAACAUGUGUCAACAACGAUGACAACAACGAUUACAAUUGUACUUGUCUGCCGCAUUUCGACGGGAAACAAUGCGAAACCGAUAAUCGGCCAUGUAAAAAAAAUACGUGUCUUAAUGGUAUAUGCAAUCAAACAUCGAAUUGUACCUGUGCAGCUGGUUGGGAAGGUACACGAUGUGAACGAAGGAUUGACUAUUGCGUGAAUGCAACAUGCUACAACAACGCAGUUUGUCGUUCGCUACUGGGUAAUUACACAUGCGAAUGUCUCAGUGAUUCUUAUUCCGGUCGGCAUUGUGAAAUCGUUGCAAAGAAAUUCAUUGUUUAUCAGUCUGUUUGUAAAUCUUUUGCUUAUAUUGCUAUCAUCGCCAUGGCUAGUGUGGUAUUGUUUGUUAUUGUCAUGGAUGCACUGAAAUAUUGUUUUGGAAGUGACCUGACUCGUUCGGAACUGGAACGAAUUCGACGAGAAAAACGAGCAAAGAAACGCAAACCAGUAAUCCAACGGUUUACUUAUGUCAAUGCUAUUCCUUCAUCGGGACAGACAAUUUCUAAAAGAAAAGAAACUGCUGUCUAA
This is a messenger RNA of Adineta ricciae, 2754 nucleotides long. The record is from the annotation of a GenBank genome assembly. Lineage: Eukaryota; Metazoa; Rotifera; Eurotatoria; Adinetida; Adinetidae.